Molecule: messenger RNA, 1035 nt
Organism: Podarcis raffonei (Aeolian wall lizard)
Lineage: Eukaryota; Metazoa; Chordata; Lepidosauria; Squamata; Lacertidae
Gene: TAAR2
Product: trace amine associated receptor 2
Exons: 1
Coding region: 1-1035 (344 amino acids)
Biological process (GO): G protein-coupled receptor signaling pathway
Cellular component (GO): membrane
Molecular function (GO): trace-amine receptor activity
Source: RefSeq, a predicted model, not a curated record
AUGGUGGUUUUUCUUAACUCCUCUGUGGCUGCCAUUGAUUGCUCUGGCUUUGGAAAUGGAAGCUGCCUUGAAAAUCUCAGGUCAGCAAGUGUUCGAGGAGCCAUGUACAUAUCCCUGAGUGGACUCAUUGUUGUCACUAUCUUUGGGAAUUUGGCAAUCAUCGUUUCCAUUUCGCAUUUCAAGCAGCUGCACUCCCCAACUAAUUUCCUCAUCCUUUCCAUGGCAGUCACUGACUUCCUGCUCGGCUUCCUCAUUAUGCCCUACAGCAUGAUCCGAUCCGUAGAGAACUGCUGGUACUUUGGGAUCACCUUCUGCAAAAUCCACUACAGCUUUGACCUGAUGCUCUGCUUGGUUUCCAUUUUCCACCUCUGCUCCAUUGCUGUCGAUCGCUUCUAUGCCAUCUGUUACCCGCUUCACUAUUCAUUGAAAAUGACUAUCCCUACAAUCAGGCAAUUGAUUGUUGUUUGUUGGUCAGUGCCAGCUUCUUUUGCCUUCGGGGUGGUUUUCUCUGAAGCAUAUGCCUCUGGUAUCGAAGGCUAUGAGCUUUUAGUUGCAUGUUCUAGUUCUUGCCCGGUGAUGUUUAAUAAACUGUGGGGUGUAGUUCUGUUCUCAUUUGGCUUCUUCAUCCCUGGCUCUGUGAUGAUAGGAAUUUAUGCAAAAAUCUUCCAAGUGUCCAAAAAGCACCUGAGGGUCAUGAAGAGCAGAUCUGAAAAUGUGGGUGAGGAAAAACACAAUCAGGUUUCUAAGAGUAAGGACCGGAAAGCGGCUAAGACCUUGAGUAUUGUGAUGGGGGGUUUUCUCUUGUGUUGGCUUCCAUGUUUCUUCACCGUUUUAAUCAACCCUUUUAUAGGGUUUUCCACUCCUGAAGUAUUAUUUGAUGCCUUAACUUGGUUUGCCUACAUCAACUCCACCUGCAAUCCAUUAAUAUAUGGGUUUUUUUAUCCAUGGUUUCAAAAAGCACUUAGGUACAUCCUCAUAGGAAAUAUCUUCCACUCACAGUCCUGCACUGCUAAGCUGUUCCUUGAAAAUCAAUAA